UGAUUAAUAAAUCAAUGUGCUCUAGUGGUGUCAUUAAACAAAAACGUUUUUUUCUUUUUUUUCAUAUUUGGAUUUUUUGUGAACCAGACGAGUAUUUCAUCAACACAACAUCAGUACCAAGCUCAAGAUCAAAUGCCUUCUGUGACAGUAAGGAGAAAUUUGUAAACGUUUCAAGAAUAACUUAAAAGACUGCUACAAAAAAUAUAUAAUAUACUAAUAAUAUAUAUAUUUUUUAAUAGCAUUAAUAAUAAAUAAAUGAAUAAAUUAAUUUUAAAGUUUCUCCUUUUUCGGCCUCGCCUUUGUCCCACCUUGCCUUCAUGUAGUGCACCUGCCAUCUGUCACCACUGAAAAUAUGACAGUUGAACCCCACUUUUAAUACUUUUAUUAUCUGGCUUGCUAUACGAGGGACCCACUAUUGAAUUCACCGAUCACCAACAGCCGCGACCAGUUCACCAGCUGUUUGUUUAUUUGUUUUCAAGGUACUGUACACAUUACACUAUGUAAUAUUGCCCUCCACCCAACUGGUGCUUUUCAACCAGGAAGCUAUCCGACCUAUUAACCUAGUUUGCUGUUGCCCGUCAUUGGACACUGUAUUGGCUUCUUAUAACUUGGUAUACACAUGUCAAUACUGUUCUCAAUAAAGAUAACGAUAAUUUUAACUUGCAAGCGUACGGUAUGUUGAUAGUUGCAUUAGCCCUAGCUUGGGUACUCUGCAAAUGGUAAAACAACUAAGCCCCAAGUGUUGAAUGUGCGCCAAUGCCGUUUGACUUUUGAUGUAUUUCACAAUAUAUAAAUAUAUAGUCCUACACUAUUUUCCAUAAAUAUUUCACCGAAGCUAGGGUAUUUAGUUAUUACCUAAAUUCAUCCCCAGAAUGUGAGAAUUGAUUUAUGUUUUCCACGAACUGACGUGUUUCUCUGAGUGGACUUUCCAUAUCUAAAAAUAAGACAUUUCUGAUAGGUAAAUCACGUGACCCGUUUUCGCCGAAACCAGCUAAUUUUGGGAAAUCCCUAAGUGAGAAAAGGCAGCUUGUUCAUAAGAAGUUGGGUGAUAUAGUUUUCUAAAGAAUCAAGUUGAAUCAAAGUCACGAGUGUCAUUUAAGACCCCUGUCAUCAUUCAGAACAAUGAGUGAGCCUCACAAUCGACAGCGACUCCGACCCUGGCUGGAAGAACAGAUAAACAGGAAACGCUUCCCAGGGGUUCAAUGGCUGAGUGAGAAAGAAAAAAUAUUUAAGUUGCCAUGGAAACAUGGAGGCAAACAGGACUGGCAGGAGUCAGACUCUCUUAUCUUCAAGGAGUGGGCAAUACACACUGGCCGAUUUCGAGAAGGUAUAGACACCCCCGACUGGCCGAGUUGGAAAACGCGCCUCCGGUGUGCUCUGAACAAAAUGCCAGACAUCAAGGAGAUAAAAAAGAUGGGAAAUCUCGAUGGUCCCGAGCCUUUCAGAGUGUACCAGUUUCUUCCAAAGAAAGGAAAUGCAUCAGUCAGUUCACAAUCGGAUAACGAUGAUAUUGAUAACAGUUCCAUGGAUGUGAAGAUUGAACCCAAUAAUGAAUCAGUUGUGCCAAGACCUUUGAACAACAUUCCAACAUUUGUCAGCGAAUCGUUUGCUUGUGAAGAUAAAGAUGGCCACGUUCGAAGUCUGGACCAAGAUCUUAAAAAUAUUGAUGUGUGUGAUCUGAUUGGUGUAUCACACACAGCUACGACCAAUGACAACUUUGCUAAAGACGAAGCCAUGGAAACGGAUGAAAACACAGUGAUUGAAGAAGGUUCGUUUCCAACUGAUCAUAACACAGGUGCCCCUACCAAAAUUACAACAGACUCCUGCCUCUCGAUCCUCGAUUUCAUGACAGAUGAAACAAACACUCUUGUACAGCCAGGAGAAAAUGAAUUUAUUAUUCGGAUUAAAUAUCGCAACAAGGUUGUGGGCCAACAUCAAGUAAAGUUUGAGGGGUGUCGUUUGUUUUAUGGUCCACCGGUAGAUUCCCUACCUAGAAGUGAAGAGCAAGUGAAGAUAUUUGGUCCACCAACUAUGGAACAGAUCCAUUUUCCACCAUGCACUGAACUGUCCAAUCUGAGACAAGAGCGCCUCACUACUCAGCUGUUGAACGUACUCGACAGAGGACUUCUGCUUCAUUGCGAGGACAGAGACAUUUAUGCUACAAGAAAAUGCAGACUGGUAAUUUUUGUGGUACCAGCCAACAGUUCCAGCGUCCAUCCUGUAAAGCUGGAGCGAGAUGGUGCACCUGUUAAAAUCUUUGACUUUGCUAAGUUUGUGGACCGUUUACAGAAAUACCAGAAUGGUGCAAUUACAGUUCAACCAUCAGCUGAAGUUCUCGUAGGGUUUGGGCAGGACUGGAAGUCUGAGAACAAUCCUUCUAACAAUUUGUUGAUUUCUGCGUCCGUGUUUCACUCACUAGCAUUAUUUUACUUAGCCAAGUGCCAUCUGGUGAAUGUUGAUUGUCAUUCACUUCCCAGCUCUUGUCAGCUUCAGAUCUCACUCAAUGACAGCCUGGACUUGCGUCUUCGUAGACAGCUUGAAGAGCUGCAGACUCUGCACAGUGCUUUAAACAUGAACAAACCUCACUAUUUGAAGCAAGACCUUUAACCGAAGUUCAGCAUGCUUGACUACCCACUGCAAGUGUCCAAGUCUGAUGACUGGGACCAACUUGUUGAUAAGUUGAAAGAGUUGGUCAUGAAGAAUCCGCCUACAAAGUGAAAUGUGUCACCAUGAUGAUUUUCAAUGUGAUUUUACCAGUGCAAAGACUAGUACAAUUCACUUACAGUUUUGUGUGAUGUUUUGUUAAAUUCCUUUUUGUUAAAGCCAUCUUUCGCUAUAGUGGUGCAAGUCUUUAUGACUUCAUACCGGUACCAUCCUGGUUACAAAAGACAUGUUUUGGAUGGACAGUGAAACAUCUGGAAUGCUCGGAAUGCUAGACCAUCGGAAUUCAAUGAGAACUGUUCUUAAACUUCAUUACUCAAACAAAAUUGGAACUAAAACCUUAGAUUGGUGGGUUAAAUCUUAUCCAACAUUGUUUUUGAAGCAUCACCUAUCUUGCACAUAACAAUGGUAGUGGACAUAACAAUGGUAGUGGACAUAACAAUGGUAGUGGACAUAACUACUGAUAAUAGCAAUAGAGACUGAGAACUUCAUCAAAAAGAUCACCUGCAAAUUUGUUGUUGUCCUUUAAAAUUAUGAAAUAUAAACUCUUACAAAUUUAUGAAUGUUAAAUUGUGUCAACCCAGAAAGUGGAAAUGGCAUUGGACCCACACUUAAACACUAACAUCUGCCAGGUUUGAUGCUACUCUGAGGUUGGAAGUUGUCGAAACAGUUCAUUUGGGAUUGCAAUUAUUCUGGUUUCUAGAAUUGCAAAUCGAGCAUGCCCUAUGUGAUUUACAUAUGAUGUACAUACAUCUAGUAACUAGUGCUCUGUUUAACUGUUACUAAUAUUUUGAGAAAUUGUUUGUACAUAACAGAAAAAUACUGAACAACAAAAGAAUUGUGAAUACUUUAAUACUCUCUCUCUCUCUCUCUCUCUCUCUCUCUCUCUCUCUCUCUCUCUCUCUCUCUCUC
Molecule: messenger RNA, 3573 nt
Organism: Gigantopelta aegis
Lineage: Eukaryota; Metazoa; Mollusca; Gastropoda; Neomphalida; Peltospiridae
Product: interferon regulatory factor 8-like
Exons: 12
Coding region: 1123-2607 (494 amino acids)
Biological process (GO): immune system process; regulation of transcription by RNA polymerase II
Cellular component (GO): nucleus
Molecular function (GO): DNA-binding transcription factor activity, RNA polymerase II-specific; protein binding; RNA polymerase II cis-regulatory region sequence-specific DNA binding
Source: RefSeq, a predicted model, not a curated record